UCUGAGGAACGGACCCGAGUGAGCACGACUUCCGGUCUGGCGCUGUGCAGUCCGAGUCCCUUCCCAGCCCGGCCUCGGAGCGUCUCGCUCACCGCGGGAGAACCUGGGCGCGCGAGCAUGUGGGGGCUGCCGGCGCGCGCCCGUGCGCCGUUCCUGCGGGCACCUCUGUCAGGUCCUCGGGCAGCGCCUGCCACCGGCGCCGGGCUGAAGACGCUGCUUCCGGUGCCAACUUUCGAAGGUGUUUCCAUUCCCGAAAGGCCCAGGCUUAAAUUUGUUGAAAGGGCACCACUUGUACCAAAAGUAAGAAGAGAACCUAAAAACUUGAGUGACAUACGGGGACCUUCUACUGAAGCUACUGAGUUCACAGAAGGCAGUUUUGGGAUUUUGGCACUUGGAGGUGGUUACCUCCGUUGGGGCCAUUUUGAAAUGAUCCGCAUGACAAUCAACCGGUCUAUGGACGCCAAGAACAUGUUCGCCAUAUGGCGAGUACCAGCCCCUUUCAAGCCCAUCACCCGCAAAAGUGUUGGGCAGCGCAUGGGGGGAGGCAAAGGUGCCAUCGAUCACUACGUGACACCUGUGAAGACUGGCCGCCUCGUGGUAGAGUUAGGUGGACGUUGUGAGUUCAGAGAGGUGCAAGGUUUCCUGAACCAGGUUGCCCACAAGUUACCCUUCCCGGCAAAGGCUGUGAGCCGUGAAACACUGGAGAAGAUGCGGAAAGAUCAGGAGGAGAGAGAACGGAACAACCAAAACCCCUGGACUUUUGAGCGCAUAGCCACUGCCAACAUGCUAGGGAUACGCAAGGUGCUGAGCCCCUACGACUUGACCCAGAAGGGGCGGUACUGGGGCAAGUUCUACCUGCCCCAACGUGUGUAGUGAGAGCGCAGGAAAACGCGUGCCUCGGCCACUGAGAAGGGAUCUGCUUCCCCUGGAAGCCUCUGAGUGGCUCCUGGUUUGUACCUAAGUAAUGUCUGAGAAGCUCUGUAAUCUACUGAUCUUUUAAUAAAGUUUGAGCAUCACCUCA
Messenger RNA from Heterocephalus glaber (naked mole-rat), 1021 nucleotides. RefSeq names its product mitochondrial ribosomal protein L16 (gene Mrpl16). Gene Ontology annotation, molecular function: rRNA binding; structural constituent of ribosome. Gene Ontology annotation, biological process: mitochondrial translation. The record is from RefSeq and is a predicted model, not a curated record. NCBI's taxonomy places the organism in Eukaryota, Metazoa, Chordata, Mammalia, Rodentia, Bathyergidae. Gene Ontology annotation, cellular component: mitochondrial large ribosomal subunit; ribosome.